Messenger RNA from Cuscuta europaea, 551 nucleotides. The record is from the annotation of a GenBank genome assembly. Lineage: Eukaryota; Viridiplantae; Streptophyta; Magnoliopsida; Solanales; Convolvulaceae.
CAAGUUUAAGCUCAUCCGGUAUUGAUUCUAGGGUGCCCCUUGACAUUCCAUUUGAGUCAAGAAUGUUUCACAAGUCAAAGGAGGCUACACUUAGGAGAAUGUAUCUACACCGCUUGUGCAUAUCCAGAAAUAUUGGUCAUGUGUAUGGAUUCAUUGAUCCACACACCAUUCAAGGAGUAGGCAAUUCUGUAAAUGAGGUGCAAACUGCAUUGGAGGCAAGCCGUAGGCUCAACUCAAGAAAGGGAAGAGUGAAAUGGAUUAUUCCUAUGUCUCGAAUGCAAGUUGGGAGUUAUGAAUGUGGUUAUUAUGUGAUGUUGCAUAUGUUGAAUAUUGUUUCGGCGGUAAUUCUUGAAAUGUGGGAUGAGCGAUUCGCUAAUCCGGAACCAUUUUCAUCAGAAGAGAUUGAUGAAGUACGAACUCGUUGGGCAUCAUAUUUCUUAGAAAUGACGCAAUCCAUCAACGACACAUGACGAACGUGUUUGUUUAAGUUUUUGAGUGAUGAUGAGACUUGUAACUUUAUACAAUGGGUUAUUACUCUAGACUUGUGCAAG